This is a messenger RNA of Ziziphus jujuba (common jujube), 1426 nucleotides long. RefSeq names its product nuclear cap-binding protein subunit 2. The record is from RefSeq and is a predicted model, not a curated record. Gene Ontology annotation, biological process: mRNA cis splicing, via spliceosome. Lineage: Eukaryota; Viridiplantae; Streptophyta; Magnoliopsida; Rosales; Rhamnaceae. Bases 204 to 965 code for a protein of 253 amino acids. The transcript has 8 exons. Gene Ontology annotation, cellular component: nuclear cap binding complex. Gene Ontology annotation, molecular function: RNA cap binding.
AAAAAAAAUAAAAAUGAACGUUUUGUGGGAGGUAGGCUAUGUCCUUUCCAGAGUUCAUGCUCUGAAACUGCGCUCUGAAACAGAACCCUAGUUUCAGCCCAGGCGUUCCCUUCCCUCCUCCAUCUUCAACCUUCGAAGUUAAUCGCCAGCUUCCACCACCUCUUCGCCCAGUGGUGUUGCACACUGAAUACUAACACAAAGACAUGGCUUCUUUAUUCAAGGAUCCAUCCAAGCUUUCAGCAUAUCGGGAUAGAAGAUUUCCUGGAUCACAGGAGGAAUUUGAAGUAGCACUGCAGACAUCAAUGACUGUGUAUGUUGGGAAUAUGUCCUUUUAUACAACAGAAGAGCAAGUGUAUGAGCUUUUCUCUCGAGCUGGAGAAAUUAAGAAGAUGAUUAUGGGCUUGGAUAAAAACUCAAAAACGCCUUGCGGUUUCUGUUUUGUUCUAUACUAUUCCCGAGAGGAUACUGAGGAUGCUGUGAAAUAUAUAAGUGGGACCAUUCUUGAUGACCGUCCUAUUCGUGUGGAUUUUGAUUGGGGUUUCCAAGAAGGCAGGCAAUGGGGCCGUGGUCGAAGUGGUGGUCAGGUUCGUGAUGAGUAUCGUACUGACUAUGAUCCUGGCAGAGGUGGUUAUGGGAAAUUAGUUCAAAGAGAAUUGGAAGCUCAGAGGCAGCUUGUUGAUUAUGGUGCUGGAUCCUUGGGUUCCUUCCCCCCAGUUAUGCCACCUCAGUAUGGCAGGCGUGGUGGAAGCCAUAGUCAUGGUGGUUCUCAUCGCCAUGGCAGAGAUUAUCAUCGCAAAAGACACCGAGAUGAUGAUCGCCACUCCUAUGAGGCCUCUAAGAGGAACUCUGGUCAUGAUUCACGGAAGAACGCUGAUCAUGACUCCCGACCAGAGAAGAAUCCAAGAUUUCGUGAGAGUGGUGACUCUGAUGAUGAGGAAGAAGAUGAUGCAAAAAGGCGAGCUUAGAAAUAUAGUUGUUGCUUCAUUUGAUCAGAAGAUCAGCGUUAUGGAACAUUUGCAACUUGACAGGACGCCGGGCUCCAAAAUUGUAUCUGGCUCGGUUGAAUCAUGUAUUCAUCACUAAACUUGUAGAAGACAUGUUUAUAUUUUCCUAAAACUUUUUGAAUUUGGUCAUGUUAUUCUAAAGUAAGACGGUUAAGCGAAAUGUCUUAACAUUAAAUGAGAAAAAACAAAAGCAAUUAUUAGAUGUAGGAAUACCUUCGCAUAAUAACAUGACCUUUUCAUGCUAUGUAGUCCUUUUUCUUUUAUUUUCCUUCCUUUUCUUUUCGGUAUUAUUAUAGGUUUACUUUCAUGUUAUAUUUCAUUGAACUGUGUACAAUGAAGGUUAGGUUAUUAAGAAUUUAUAUGUUGGUUUAAAGAUUGUUUGGUCUAAUUUUGAGAUGAGAAGAUUUGGUGAUGUUUAAUAA